CCCAUGGUCGCUCAAUGGGAAAGAGCCACGUGCCUCUGCGCCCACCAGCUCAAGAGCAUUUGUUCUCGCUGAUGGUUGCUGUAAAGGAUUUGCCUCCAUAGACAGAAAAGCGGAGCGGAUAACUUUUUGGAAUUCGGCCUAGGGGGUCCUCUUCGACCUUUUGCUCACUCCGGGCUUCCACUCUCUCUCUUUCUCUCUCAGUCUUUCCCUGCGGAAAGGUUGACACUUAAGAGGGGUUAUUUUUCCUGAAGAACUCAGUGCGUAGAGCCUCGCCACCGUCGCAGUGUCACUCAGGAUGCACAGCUUUAUGGGAGGGGGCCUGUUUUGCGCCAUAGUGGGGAACAUCCUGCUGGUGGUCUCAACUGCGACAGACUACUGGAUGCAGUACCGCUUGUCGGGGAGCUUCGCCCACCAGGGCCUGUGGAGGUACUGCAUGUCGGGCAAGUGCUACAUGCAGACGGACAGCAUCGCCUACUGGAAUGCCACCCGUGCCUUCAUGAUCCUGUCAGCCAUGUCGUGCUUCGCGGGCAUCAUCGCAGGCAUUCUCUCCUUUGCCCAUUUCUCCGCCUUCGAGAGGUUCAACCGCUCCUUCGCUGCAGGGAUCAUGUUCUUCGUCUCCACUCUCUUUGUUCUGCUUGCAAUGGCCAUCUACACUGGAGUGACGGUGAACUUCCUGGGGAAGCGCUUCGGUGACUGGCGCUUCUCUUGGUCCUACAUACUGGGCUGGGUGGCACUGCUCAUGACCUUCUUUGCAGGAAUAUUUUACAUGUGUGCCUACAGAAUGCAUGAAUGCAGGAGAGUGGUGGGCCCACGCUAAAAGAGAGAGGAAAGCCAGUGAAAAGAUUGCAAAUCCGGGACAUUUUGGCCACACAAUUCCAACACGAUGAAAGAAUCAAGCUUACACCAAUAGACAUAUCACUGAAAUAUAGAAACAGUACUAGGUAAUUGAGAACCAAAGAUUAAUACAAAUGUUUGGUCAUGCCUGAGCAGUUUACGUGUCAUUUUAAUAAAGCUAUAACUCUAACAGUAAAA
This is a messenger RNA of Oncorhynchus mykiss (rainbow trout), 1032 nucleotides long. RefSeq names its product lens intrinsic membrane protein 2.5 (gene lim2.5). The record is from RefSeq and is a predicted model, not a curated record. Gene Ontology annotation, cellular component: plasma membrane. Gene Ontology annotation, molecular function: structural constituent of eye lens. Lineage: Eukaryota; Metazoa; Chordata; Actinopteri; Salmoniformes; Salmonidae.